This is a messenger RNA of Hipposideros armiger (great roundleaf bat), 3714 nucleotides long. It is a transcript of the gene ZNF510, whose product is annotated as zinc finger protein 510. The transcript has a single exon. Gene Ontology annotation, cellular component: nucleus. The annotation marks the transcript as partial. Gene Ontology annotation, molecular function: DNA-binding transcription activator activity, RNA polymerase II-specific; RNA polymerase II cis-regulatory region sequence-specific DNA binding. Lineage: Eukaryota; Metazoa; Chordata; Mammalia; Chiroptera; Hipposideridae. The record is from RefSeq and is a predicted model, not a curated record. Gene Ontology annotation, biological process: regulation of transcription by RNA polymerase II.
AUAAGAAAUGUAAGAUUCAUAAGAUGUUCACAAUUUUUCCCAGUUUUAGAACAUUAUAGAGAUGAUGGCCUGAUGAAGAGGAACAAGAAAAUCAAAGACAAACACUCAUGGCAAGUUACAUUCAUCAAUAAUAAAUCUUUGACUGGAAAGGAAGAGGAAGUUUUAGGGAAAGCAUUUAAUCUGCACAUAGCUCCUGUUUGUUCAACAAAAAUGUCCUAUAAAUAUGACUCAUGGGGAGUGAAUUUGCAAAAUAUUUCUCAGUUCAUCAUUAAUAAUAGAACCUAUUCAAGAAAAAAAACAGGUUGCUGUAAUGUCUGUGAAAAUUUGCCUUUCAAAAUUAACUUUGAGAGAACUCAUACUGGAGAGAAAUGUUAUGAAUAUAAUAAAAAUUGGAAAGCCCUCAGUUAUAAGGAAAAUCUUCCUGAGCAUCAAAAGUGUCAAAGUUUGGAACAAGCUUUUGAAUAUAACAUAAUUGGAAAAGCCUAUGAUGAGGCUGCUUGUGUUACACAUAAGAGUACUCACACAGGAGAAAAAUCCUGUAAAGAUGAUGAAUUUAAAAAAAACUGUGAUAUGACAAAUUUCUUUGACCACAAAAGGACUGGGACAGGGGAGAAACACUCUCAUUUUAAUCAGUGUGGGAAAUCCUGUGAGAAGUCAGCUGUCAAGGAAUAUAAUAAAUUUAACAUGGCUGUGAAACACUAUGAAUUUAAUGCAAGUGGGAAUAAUUUCAACAGGAAUUCACAUCUCACUCAACCACAGAGAAUUGUCACAGAAGAGAAUCCAUUGUUAUGUAAUGACAGAACACAAACUGGGGAUAAAGCCUUUGAAUACCAUGAAAAUAGGAAAUCCUACCAAACAUCAGCCAGCAAAGUACGCCAGAGAACUCACUCUGCGGUAAAACCCUAUAAAUGUAAUGAAUGUGGGAAAUCCUUCUGUCAAAAAGGACAUCUCAUUCAACAUCAGAGAACCCACACAGGAGAAAAACCAUUUGAAUGUAAUGAAUGUGGAAAAACUUUCUCCCAGAAGUCACACCUCAAUACACAUCAGAGAAUUCACACAGCAGAGAAACCCUAUAAGUGUAAUGAAUGUGGGAAAACAUUUGUCCAGAAAUCAACCCUCCGGGGACAUCAGAGAAUUCAUACAGGAGAGAAGCCCUAUAAAUGUAGUGAAUGUGGGAAAACUUUUGUUCAAAAGUCAACUCUCAGAGAUCAUCAUAGAAUUCACACAGGGGAGAAAUCCUUUCAAUGUAUUGAAUGUGGGAAAACUUUUGGCCAGAAGUCAAACCUCAGAAUACAUCAGAGAACUCACAGUGGUGAGAAAACUUACCAGUGUAAUGAAUGUGAAAAAUCCUUCUGGAGAAAAGACCAUCUCAUUCAACAUCAGAAAACGCACACAGGAGAGAAACCAUUUAAAUGUAAUGAAUGUGACAAAACUUUCGCCCGCACAUCAACCCUCAGAGUGCAUCAGAGAAUUCACACUGGGGAGAAACCAUUUAAAUGUAAUGAAUGUGGGAAAAAAUUUGUCCGGAAGGCAAUCCUUAGUGAUCAUCACAGAAUUCAUACAGGGGAAAAACCCUUUCAGUGUAAUAAAUGUGGGAAAACUUUUGGCCAGAAAUCAAACCUCAGAAUACAUCUGAGGACUCACAGUGGGGAGAAAUCUAAUGAAUGUAAUGAAUAUGGAAAAUUGUAUAAGAAGUCAACCCUAAAUAUAUGCCAGAGAAUUCAGGGAAGGAGAAAACCCUGUUAAUAACUAACGAAAACCCUUCUGGCUAAAAGACCAACCCAAUUGACAUCAGAAAAUUCACACAGUUGAGAAACCAUACAAAUAUGAAUAUAUGAAGAAUUUUGUCCAAAAGGCAACCCUGAGAGUGGAUGAGAGAAUGGACACAGGUGUUUGUUUCUUUCAAGGUACUAUGGAAAGCCCUUUUGAAUGACAUCAUGCCUGUUAGAUAACUCACACAUCACACAGGCUGGUAGUCCGUUAGCUAGGAAGAAUUUCAUUUUUCCUCUAGACACAUAGCUAACCUAAAUUUCCCAGUCUCCCUUUCACCUAAGUGGGACUUUGGACUGGCUACUGGAAUGUGGAUGAUUAUGUUGUAUGCCACAUCCAGUUUUAAGAAAAGACUUAACUGACAAACUACCAGCUGCUGUCAGGGUAAAAUGGAGAUGACUUCCAGGACAACCUUGGGUACCAUGCUUUAACAUGGCAUAGCACAAGAUAAAAGCCAGGGUACCUGAAAUAUGUGGAUCAAAAUUCUCUUCCACAUCUUUUUUAUUUGAACAUUUUGUGAGCAAAAAUUAAGCUUGUAUUUUGUUGAGCUCUUAUAUGUUUGGGUCUAUUUCUGUACAUAAAAGCUGCCACUCAGCGAGGGAGGCAGAAUACUACUGGAUAAGCCAAGCUUAUAUCAGCCACAGGGUGCAAAGCUUAUCAGAGAAUUUCAUACAAUAGAUAUCCUUUCAAUAUAAUGAAGCAGAUGGUACCACCUGAUACAGGGCUUUGGGUGAACCUAAAAAGUUAGAAGGUUUUGGGGGGUAUUUUUGGAUGAAUGGUGAACAGCUCUUGGGUUGUCGGAAAAGUCAUGAUGCAUUUUUACAACGAAAAACAUAGAAAAAAUACAUCAUUGUGGGAGACCUGCUCCCACGUGUCCAGGGAUACCCUCGUGUGGACGGAGUCAGCGAGAGAGAGACAGAAAUGGAAUGUGUGGAGUAUGAAAGAGGAAGCCUUUAUUUUUGUACAUAUUGCUCAUAUAUAUAUUGAUUUUGCAUUUGGCUGAGGUUGUUUCCUAAGAAACGGCGGUUACACUUUUGCAAGCUGGCAGUUUUUCUUGGAACCGUUUUGUUUGCAGAUAAUUUCUUAACAGUAAGCUUUUUAUUUAGAGAUACCCUGUUAUGGCUGAAAUUACAGGCUGUAAGGCACAACAUGUAAAGGUCGGCAGGAUACAGUUGUCGAUGUGGCAGUUUUGUUUCAUAACCACAAGGAACUUAUGCUUAGCAGAGAACAAAUUUAAACCUUCUGUCAGAUAACAAGCAGUAAGCCCAUGAUUUUUGUAAUGUAAAUUUAGUAAUUGAUAUACAUGUUUUAUUGUAUGGCUAGAUAUAUGCAUGGGAAGUAGAUAAGGUCCUAUGUUUUUUGGUUAAGUUCCAAAUAUUGACAUUUUUUAGUUUUGGUUGUGGCAGGAGAUAUUGCAAGACCACCAUAGGGCAAUGCCCUAAACACCCAACACCUUGCGUGGAUCUUCACCUCGAUGCGACCUUGUAAAACACCGAGGCGCAGCCGGCUCCCAACACAUCAUGACUUUUCCGACAACCCAAUAUUAUGCAACUAAAAUAAAUGUGGCUUAAUGUCAUGAAGCCACUCUCCCUCCACACCUCAUGUCACCUCCAUAUACCCCAACCUCAACUGCUUUAAGGGGAAAGAGGUUUUCCUGUCUCUAGAGGGUACCCAAAGCCUUUACCACACACCCAAGUAUUCUGGGGGACUUCAAGGGAGGGGAAGGACUCAAAGCUUUUAUGAUUCUAUGGGCUACAGAUACUCAAGUCAACAUCUUACAAGUUUCCAUGGAGGUAGGGGCACUAGAUUUAGAUAAUGUCGUUAGGGCAGGGUUUACAAUAGAGAAGGGAAAUGGAUGUGACCUUACGAAUAAAGGGGGUUCUUUGUACCAGUGCGGUGUAUUGUGGUUACUUCUACAUCUGGAAGUAUAGAAGUUAAUGUCAU